Messenger RNA from Dunckerocampus dactyliophorus (ringed pipefish), 5055 nucleotides. It is a transcript of the gene pde1a, whose product is annotated as phosphodiesterase 1A, calmodulin-dependent. The transcript has 17 exons. Lineage: Eukaryota; Metazoa; Chordata; Actinopteri; Syngnathiformes; Syngnathidae. Gene Ontology annotation, molecular function: 3',5'-cyclic-nucleotide phosphodiesterase activity. The record is from RefSeq and is a predicted model, not a curated record. The coding region runs from base 416 to 3157 and encodes 913 amino acids. Gene Ontology annotation, biological process: signal transduction.
GUCGUUACCAUGGCAACGCUGUGUAAUGUUCUCUGCUCUCGCCUCGUCCUCUCUCUCUCUCGUCUCUCUCUCGUCUUCACUUCCUUCCUGCGUUGCCACGGCGAUUCUCUGGGAUGAGGAGCCGCAUCGUUCAGCGGCAGUGUCGGAGCGCUGAGCCGAGCAGGACGUCCGUAGACAAUCCUUCAUCCUCUGCUAGGCGCUGUCCUUUCCCCCGCUUGGACCUGUCAACUUUGACCCCUCGCUUCCGCCAUCAAAGCAGAUCAGAGAUCCGUGGCGUUCCUGGUCGGCUGCUCGCUGACGUCACGGCAAGUUGGAUGAACUUCCGUCUUUUCCCAACACCGAUUGGCAUCCAUGUUGGCAGUCUGACAGCUGGCCGACAACAACUCACCUCCUUCUCCUCCUCCUCUACACUGACAUGAACGUGGAGGUGCAGGAGUUACCGCUGUCCCCGGAGGAGGCGCUGCAGGAGGAGGAGGAGGAACGGGAGACACACUUGGAAGAUGAGGUGAAACUUGAGGAGGAUAUGCAGGAGGACGAGAUGCAGUGGACGGAGGAGGUGGAGCGGGAGGAGCAGGAAACUGAGGAAUCAGAAAGGCAGGAGGUGCAAGAGGAGGGGGAGGACUUGCAACAGGAGGAGGAUCAAACUGAGGAGGGGGAGCAGCAGGAGGUGCAACAGCUGGAAGAACAGAAGGAGACGCAACAAAUGGAGCAAGAAGGUGAGGUGGUGCAACAGGAGGAGGUGCAGCAGAUUGUCGAGAUGGAGAAAGAGGAUCCAACUGAAGAGGUGCAAGAGGAGGAGGAGGUGCAGCAGGAAGAAGAGCAACAUAUGAAGGAGGUGCUCCAAAAGGAGGAGGAGGUGCAGCAGCAGGAGGAAGAGCAAGAAAUGGAGGAGGUGGAGAAGGAGGUGCAUCUGGAGGAAGAGCAAGAAAUGGAGGAGGCACAAAGAUAUGAUGAGGUACUUUUAGCGGGGGAAGACAAGGUGCAGCAGGAGGAAGAGGUGGAGGAAAGGGAAGUGCAGCAAGGGUGGGAGGAGGAGGAAGAGGAAGUGCAGCAUAUUGGCAAGUUUGAGCGGGAAAAUCCCACUGAGGAGGUGCAGCUAAAUGACCAGCAGCAAGGGGAAGAGGAGGAGGAGGAGGUGAAGCAGGAAAAAGCACAACAAAUUAAAGCGGUAGUUCAAGAGGAGAAUGAAGACGUACAGCAGCUGGAUGCGGAGAAGGAGGUUCAGCAAGAGGAAGAGCAAGAAUUGGAGGAGGUGCUGCAAGACGAGGAGUUGCAACAACAGGAAAAAGAGGAGGUGAAUCAGAUGCAGCAGGAGGAGCAGGCGAAUGAUAAGGAGAAGGUGCAGCUUGAAGAGGAGCAACAAAUGGAGGCGGUGCAAUUCCAGGCGCAGCAGGAGGAGGCGAAAGCAAAGGAGAUGCAUCAGGGGUGGGAUGAGGAGCAGGAGGAGAUGCAGGACUUUGUGGAUGUUUUGGAUCAGAACCACAACAGUCAGGUGCUGAAUCGCCUGAGAGGAAUGCAGAAAUAUAAAACCACAUCACAGAGGCUCAAAGCGGUUCUGGACCAAAUGGACCACGGUGUAGUGGACCUUCAGGAGCUGCGUUGCAACUUGCAGCUGGCGGUCUCAAUGUUGGACGCAGUCUACACGGAUGAGACCAAACGUCUUCUGGAUCCUGAAGAUGAGCUCAGCGACCUGCAGGCCGAGUCGGUGCCCAGCGAGGUGCGUGAUUGGCUGGCGUGCACCUUCAGCAGAAAGAUGGGCGUGGCCAAGCGUCGCCCUGAGGAGAAGCCCAGAUUCCGGAGCAUCGUCCACGCCGUGCAAGCAGGAAUAUUUGUGGAGAGGAUGUACAGACGGACUUCCAACAUGGCUGGACUCACGUACCCACCCACGGCUCUGACAGCUCUGAAGGACGUGGAUCAGUGGUCCUUUGAUGUGUUUUCCCUACAUGAGGCCACUGGGGACCACGCCCUCAAGUUCCUGGUCUACGAGCUGCUGACCCGCUAUGACCUCAUCACCAGGUUCAGGAUCCCGGUCCCGGCUCUGGUGCAGUUCGUGGAGGCUUUGGAGAAUGGCUACAGUAAACACAAAAACCCUUACCACAACCUGGUCCACGCCGCCGACGUCACCCAGACAGCACACUUCCUGAUGCUACACACUGGACUCAUGCACUGGCUGAGUGAGUUGGAGAUUCUAGCGAUGGUGUUUGCGGCGGCCAUUCAUGACUUUGAACACACGGGAACAACCAACAACUUCCACAUCCACACGAGGUCGGAGGUGGCCAUCUUUUACAAUGACAGGUCGGUGCUGGAGAACCACCACGUGAGCGCCGCCUACAGGCUGAUGGCGGAGGAGGACACCAACAUCCUGGUCAACCUGAACAAGGACGACUGGAGGGAGCUGAGGGCGCUUGUCAUUGAGAUGGUGAUGUCCACUGACAUGUCGUGUCACUUCCAGCAGAUUAAGACCAUGAGGAACACCCUGACACAGUCACAUGGUAUGGACAAAGUGAAGGUUUUAUCUCUGAUGCUUCACGCCGCCGACAUCAGUCAUCCCGCCAAAGCGUGGCCGCUGCACUUCCGCUGGACACACAGCCUGAUGGAGGAAUUCUUCAGACAGGGAGACAAAGAAGGUGAACUCGGACUUCCUUUUUCACCUCUCUGUGAUCGCAAGGCCACCAUGAUAGCACAAUCGCAGAUUGGUUUCAUUGACUUCAUCGUGGAGCCGACAUUCAGUGUUCUUGUGGACAUGACGGAGAAGGUCAUUGGUCCUCUGAUAGACGAGGAAAGGAAUGCCCGGGAGACAGGAAACAGGCGGUCCAGCCUAACAGGAAGUGGCUCUGUCACUGUGGAGUCUGUCCAACGACAUAACAGUGGUCGCCAUGGCAGCAGUGAUGACGGACAGCUGGACUUCUCCUUGACCGCUAUCGACCUGCCGGCCCUAAGGACACACCUGUCUGGUGUCAUCACCAGCAACAAGGAGCGAUGGAAAGAACUCUCUGUGGACGAGUUGGCCAAUAAGGAGCAAGAGGAGCAGGAGAGGGCGGAAUCUAAGAACCAACCACAGAGCUUGGCUGACCUCGAACCCACAGACCACUCCACUUGGAAUGGGGCGGGGCCAGGAGAGGAGCAGGAAGACGACAAAGUGCCUGAAAACACCUGAUGGACAUCCACUGUGAAGUGUUUGGGGGGAAACCGUCGUCAUGGCGAGGGAAGCGCAGUGACUGAGCGGAUCCCAGGGAGCCUCAAGUGCCCUCCAGGAGGCCUCCAGAACUUUUGUUUGCUAGUGACCAUGAAGGCAUCAUGCGCUUCCUUGCAGCUUCAUUGUCCAAACAUAGUGGGGAGGAGCUAUGGAGCUGAUAGGAAGUACCCGUGUCGUUUGUCUCAUUAGAGGCGGGGAGACUCCACAUGUAGAACACUUUAGUUGAAUCUAGAAGCUAUCAAGCCUGCAUGUCCCGGCAUGCAUCAAUGCUGUGGACCACCGCUCUUCUCACGCAGCCUUUGGUGUUUUUAUGCUCAUCAUUGUUGCUUCUUCUGGCUGUCAAUAAAGAUCAACCAUCACCAUGGCAUCACCCUCAAAUUGUUCAGCUCACGAAGGGGCAGGGCCUCCAUCACGGACAUUCUUCUGAGCACUGUCUGUUCAUGCGACGUGUGCUGUAGGUAUUGUGCACUUUGUGUGUGUGUGUGUGUGUGUGUGUGUGUGUGUGUGUGUGAGCGUGUACACUGUACAGCUAGCUUAUGUAAACUUGUAUUAAACAUUUUCCACUUGUCCCAGCCACGUCUCUUGCUGGUCACUCUUCCAGUCAAAGGUUGCACAGGAUGAAGUCUUCCGACGAGCAUAUAACACCCCCUUGAGCCGGCCACGUCAUUAGAGAGCGCUAGACGUACAUGAGCCCACCACGAUCAAAUACUGUACAGCAGUGGCGGAGCCACGUCGUGGGCCACACCUGGUCACUCUGCGGCCACCCCACUGGCCAUCUACACAUUUCAGGUAUCAAAUUAUUGCCACCCCUGUGUUAGUAAUGGUGUCACCUUGGCCACCCCAAUGAAAAAUUUCUGGCUCCCCCACUGCUGUUCAGUACUUCAAUACAAUAUUGAGAAUAGACGUGAUUUAAGAUAGUUUUUUGUAGUUCCAAAGUAUCCCUUUGUGUUUACAUAUGCACUGAUGACUCUGUUGGGAGACACAGCAGUCGUUACUGAUUGCAGCCAAUUAACAGCUUGUUUGACUUCUCCUCCUGACUCAUUCCCCACCAAUCAGAGAUGACCCAUCCUGACAUAAGCCUCAAAGGAAGUCAAAAGUCGAUUUGGAAAAUAGGGAUGGGCGAUACUGCAAAUUUUGGUACGGAAAAUUGCAAAUAUAGGGCCAGUGUUGCCUAUACCAAUACCAAUAAUCUUUCAAGUUAAUUGAAUUAAUUUGUAAUUUUGCCUUUAAUUGUAAUCAAAAUAAAACGCAGGACAAAGAUUUUAGGCAAAAAAGGAUUAACAAACCUAUUUGUGAACAGUUUAACAAUACUUACAUUCAAUUUGCAGAAUUCCAUUCACAAAACAGUCAAAUAUAGGUCAAAAAGCUUGAUCUGAAAUGCUUCGCAUACACAUCAUUAGAUUGUAAACAUAAUUUCCAACAUUCACACACACCCACGCACACCCACACACACUUGUAAAUGACUGUCAAGUGCAUGCCGAAGCAAUAGUGGAUAUUAAGGCUGAAUUACAAUUGUACCCCUUAGCCCUUCCCCCUUCCCCUACCCCUUAAAACCGAGGGCCGAGGGGAAGAAGCCACUGGGACACCACUUGAUUCUCAUUACAUCAUCCCCCUUCACCGAUUGUUGGCUGUCACAUAGGGAGAUGAGAUAAUUCAAUUGUCCAUAAUAAAUGUUUCCAAUCAUAACGUAAGGUGCAUACAUGUCUACCUACAUUAUUUCACUGUUAUAUAGCCUACCUCACAACACCUUUUUUUUAAAAAUAAAAGGCGCACAUUUUUGCAAACUGUGACAUUUAUUGCAAAAAAAAACAAUCUCCAAUAAAUAACAGCUGACAACCAGCACUGUAACAACAAUGAUA